Molecule: messenger RNA, 4969 nt
Organism: Pungitius pungitius (ninespine stickleback)
Lineage: Eukaryota; Metazoa; Chordata; Actinopteri; Perciformes; Gasterosteidae
Gene: rexo1
Product: REX1, RNA exonuclease 1 homolog
Exons: 16
Coding region: 131-3898 (1255 amino acids)
Cellular component (GO): nucleus
Molecular function (GO): exonuclease activity; nucleic acid binding
Source: RefSeq, a predicted model, not a curated record
UCCAACAUGGCGACGUAGAGACUGUGUUAUUGUUCCGUCGCUUCUUCAAGCUCUUGCUGUACGACUGAAAUACCGCGCAGAAAGAGCGUCGAGUGUGUUCGCGCGGGCAUGAGAGCGACACUUGAGGAUAAUGCUGAGAUCCACCUGCUUCUUUCGAGGGAUUGACUGCCCGUUUUACACGGAGUACAUCGAAGGCAAAGGAAGCAGAAAUGGGUGUAACAGACCCUACUGCCACUUCAGGCACAGCCAGCAGAGACGGGCGUCCUGCGGCGCUCCAGCCGACGUUAAAAGGCAGAAGGACCUUCAAUCCUCCAAGAAAGAACAAGGUUAUGACCCCUUCAACCCAGAAGUCGUGAGACCCCAGGUGCAGGAGAAUGGAAAGUCUCCUGACUCGGGAGACCUCAGUGGGGCCCUGGAAAUGGUCAACAAGGCCAUCGAGGAGGUCCGCAGCGAGGUGGAGAGGGAGAAAAGAAAGCUCUCUCGAAUUGGGGAUGAACCAUACGAUCCCAAGGAGAGUAAAAAAGUGUCACUAUCUAAUUCUGUUAAAAGUAACGCACCACCUUCCCACAUGGCUUAUGACCCUGGGAGUUAUCAGAUGACAUCUGGAGGUUAUAACCCCCCACCUGGCUGUAGUAAGUAUACCCUGGAUUCAGAUUCCCACGGGAAAAAUAGUAACUCCAUGGAAUAUGUUCCUACUACGAGGAGAAAGCCUUCAUCUCGGACGCAUCAACUCCCCUCUCCUCCCACCAGUCCAAAGUACAGCACAUCUUCCUCUAAGUGUAAAUACACAGUGGAUAUUUCCAAACCAUCUACAGAUAUGGAGUAUGAUCCCAUGUCUAACUACUCGGCAGGGAUCGCAGCAAAAAGGAAGAAGGAUCGGGAUGCACAAGCUUCUAAGACGGAGUUGAGAAAGAAGCACAAACUGUCGGAUAGGUCUGACGAGGAGUAUGUUGUCUCUUUGAGAAAAACUCAAAGUCAGCCGACUGGAGACUCCAAAAAGUACACUUUCUCUGACUCUGAUGAGGAAAGCUCUGGAACAGAGUACCGACCUACUUUGCUUAGUAAUCUCCAGCAUAGAAAAAGCAAUAGUGGAUCCCUUUGGGCUGCUUCGGGGAAGGAGAGAGAUGAGAGAACUGAAAGUAAGCUUAAUGCACUGACACAAAGAAAUAAAGAGGACCUGGCCGGGGACUCAGACAUCCAGGAAGAGGUGAAAGAGAAGGACAGUUCAGAGAAAAAGAAGGUUGUUGGUCAAACUAGUUACAAGAAAGGUAGCAAAUCUGAGAAAGUGCAUAAACUUGGAAAAGAAGCUAACAGAACAACGGGCAGUAAGAGUAGCAGCAGCAGUAAAAACAAAGGGUCAAUUCAGAACUCAAACCAGGACAAUGCAAAGAAGGAGAACAAGAGUCAUGGACAAAGAGACGAUGGCAGAAACACAAUUACGGUUAAGACACUUGCUAAAGUUCAGAAGGACGGCAGAGAGAAAAAGAGAAGUGAUGAUAAGGUCAAAGCUGUGGAAAAAGGAAAAGCAGUCUCGAGUAAACGAGAAAGAGUUCCAGAAAAUGGUGCAGGGGAAAGCAAGAAACUCAAGAUAGUUGAAAAGGAACAAAGAAAGGACAGCCAAGACAAAAACGGUAAACUUCAUAGCAGUCAACGAGAAAAGGAUGCAAAGAAAGUUAACAAAAGCAGUUUAGGUGGCGGCAGCAGCAGCAGUAACAUUAAAGGGAGUUCUGCAAACAGUAAAGACAAAGUGAAGCCAAACAUAGGCUCACCAAAUAGGAAAAGACGGGAGGAGAAACGGCGAAGUCUGAGUCUUAGCCACGCGGAUCUCUUUGGGGACGAGAGCCCAGAGGAGGUUGAACCGAUGGUGGAUGAUGAUGAUGACGACGACGAAGAACCCGAAGAAGUGCUGGUGAGAAAGUCUGCCGACGCUUUGAAGAGGGGCCGUCUGAACAAGAGGAAAGUGUCAGAGCUGACUCCGUCUUCCUCUGACGAUGAAGGGGUCCGCGUGGCAGGUAACGAUGAGGUCACCAUCAACUUCUCUAGUUACCAGGACGACCUGGACUUUGACUCCGACCCCAUGGAGGAGUGUUUGCGGAUCUUCAAUGAAUCCAAGGACGUGAAGACAGAAGACAAGGGAAGGCAAACGAAACAGCCCUCUAGGCAUUUGGACGACGAGAGAAGCACAGAGAGCACUUUAACCACCCUCUUUCCCGGUCAGAAGAAGAGAGUCUCCCAUUUUGUUGCCAAAGGAAGUACUGACGCGCCGAUUGUGGCGCGACCGUACAAGAGACUCUCGGCCCAGGAGGUCUGCUACAAGCGGAUGCAGAUGGCUCAGCAGCAAGCAGCUCAGAUCUCUGCUUCGGUCAACGUGGCCUCGCAGCGCUCCAGUGCCUUUUCUGGAGAGAAGAAGAGAAUCGCUCACCGCUCCAACCCCCAGACAACAUCCUCCAAAACAAGUCCUGCAGAUGUUAAACCAGCUGCUAGUCGAGUUUUAUCCCCCAGCCAGAGCCAGCAGACCGUGAAGGCCCAAACCACCGCUGGCAUCUUGCCCAAGACGAUGUCGACCGUCACGCAGAAGAGGAUGGCACACACACCCACCAUGAAGAGUAGUUCACUGAAGCGCCCUGUCAUCCCUAUUGAGUUUGGGGCCAAGGUUCCCAACAAUGUCCGCCAGCGCUACCUCACCACUUUCAUAGAUGAAUGUGUCAAGUUCUGCCCAUCAGAGGACGUUGCCUUCCAACUGGCACUCGACGAGGAGAAACUGGUGUAUGACCGCAGCAGCAGUAAGAACAUCUACCUCAACGUAGCCGUCAACGCUCUGAAGAAGCUCCGGAGCAAGAGCGUCUCAUGUCCUUCGCCUGUCACCAAGAACCCAGCGUUAGUCACCAACAAGAGGGCUCAGUCACACGAAGACGUUCUUGGAGGUCGUCAUGCGGCUACGACCAGCUUCACCAUCAACAGGAUGGGUAAACAGCUGGAGGAGAAACUCACUGGAUCCACACUGUACAGGAAGCUGCAGGCGUACCUGAUGACGGAGGAGCAGCUCCAGGAGCACGGAUACCCCAGAACAAAUCCUGAGGUUGCCGGCAAAGCCGUCUUGUAUAACCUCCCGGAGAAAAAGGCCACCUCGGACCCGUUGAACAAGGUGUGCUGUCGAUGUGGAGCGGAGUAUAAGAUCAACGUCAAUGGCAACUGUAUACGGAAAGAGGAAUGUAGCUUUCAUUGGGGGCGGCUGCGCAGAAAUAAAGGCGCUGGAGGAUGGGAGACCAACUACAGCUGCUGCGCUGCGGCUGUCGGGGCUCCGGGUUGCCAAGUUUGCAAGCAACAUGUUCAGGACGGGCGUAAAGAGACAUUCGAUGGCUAUGUCACUACGUUCAGUAAAGCUCUGCCACCAGAUGGCAACGGAGGGGUGUUUGCUUUGGACUGUGAGAUGUGUUACACGAAGCAGGGCCUGGAGCUCACCAGGGUGACGGUCAUCGACUCGGAGUUGAAAGUCAUCUACGAUACAUUCGUGAAACCUGAAAGCAAAGUAGUCGACUACAACACGCGAUUUUCGGGUGUGACGGAGGAGGACUUGGAGAGCGCCACCAUCACCCUGAGAGACGUUCAGGCCGUGCUGCUCAGCAUGUUCAGUGCUGAAUCCAUCCUCAUCGGACACAGCCUGGAGAGCGAUCUGCUCGCUCUCAAGCUAAUCCACAGUUCAGUCAUCGACACGGCCAUCGUGUUCCCGCACCGCAUCGGCCUGCCCUACAAGCGCGCCUUGAGGAACCUGAUGGCCGAGCACCUCAAACGCAUCAUCCAGGACAACGUGGAGGGCCACGACUCGAGUGAAGACGCGUCUGCCUGCAUGGAGCUCAUGUUCUGGAAGAUCAAGGAGGAUGCAAAGGUGAAAAGAUGACCUCUGACCCCUCUGCUCAACUUUCCUCAGUUCACCUUGCAGUCUUGAUGUUGGUGUGAGGGGGACAGAUGUUCAGGGGGCCUGUCCCCGCGCUGAAAGACUUACGCUUGGUGGGGGGGGGAGCUUGUUGCUGCCUACUUCACAGAGAACUGCCAGUCCCUUCAAAGCAAUAGGAGCUCAAAGUAACAGUUUUCAUUUGACAAUUUGUAUUUCAGUUGUAAAUAAUGUUAGUUAAUAUGUACAUGUGUUUAUUUUGAACAGUGUCUCUUUUAAAGCCUCAAACAAUUGAUGCAUAAACCUUUUCUAUAAAAGAACUACAUGAACGUCGGGGCAUUGUCCGCUGAGCGAUGGUGAAUAAUAUCGUACCAAGCUGUGUCUUCAGCUUAAUUUGCACUAUAGAAAUGCUUGUUUUAUAUAGGGCCCAAUUCUGGGCACCUCAUCUGUGCUCUAAAAGCAUUCACUUAUAAUGGAUAACGCGUUACCUGUUCUUAGCUACACUUAAGUGCAUUGAUGUCUUAGUCUCUCGAUUAUUGCUGUGUAAAGGCACUUGUGUUUUUCACAUUGCACCUUGUCACUGAUGCUCUGUUUAGCGAGUUAAUUAACAUCAAACCUGACUAAUCCUACAAUACUUGAUCAUGUAAAAGAUACUCAGCAGAAAUGUAAAACCUCUGCUUACCGAUUUGGUUUAUUUGAUGGAAUAAUAUUUCUCUGUAUUUUAUUUAUAUAUAUAUAUAUAUUUAUAUAUAUAUAUAUAUAUAUAUAUAUAUAUAUAUAUAUAUAUAUAUAAAUAGUGAUCCAGUAUCUCUGUGUCAUGUGCCCUGCAUGGAAUGAAACCACAGGAAUCCUUGUGAUAGCAGGUAUGAUAUGUUAUUGCUCCAUAAAGACAAAAUUAAGUUGUUAAAUUACUCCCGGGUUAAUUAUAAUUUAGGGAGUACCAGCUAAUCUCUGCUCUUUUAUGUUGAAAAUGACUGAGAAAUACUUGAGUCCUGUACAUACUCCACAUUUCCUUUUUGUAUUUAUUCAUUUUCCGUUGUUAAUCUUUUUUAUAUUAAAAGAUAUUAGACAAAAGAA